AUGUCUACGAUGGCAGAAGCUUCCAUUUAUACAGGUCCCUGGGUAGACUGGUCCCGCGGCAUCAUCGUGGGGAGCACCAUCACGCUAUCCGCACGGUCGGCAUCCGUUCUAACAGCCUUCCUCGCCCUCUUCGUCACCGUCGUUGGCUCCUGCCUAUGGAGGAUCCUCAGCUUCCUCGCCCAUCAAUGCUCCGCCAGUCCGGAUGCUAAAGACGGCAUCUAUCACCAGCACCAACUCGUGUUCCGCAACACGGGUUCCCCUUUUGAGGCUACCAAAUCCUUCACCGAGAUCGCGUGGUAUUGGCGGAAGAAUGUGCGACGGCCAUGGACAAGAUCGCUGCCCCUCGCUCUCUUCGCGCUGGUGUUCCUGCUCGCCUUUGGAGCAGCCUCGAUUCUCACAUCUCUUGUUACCCGUGCGGCAGGCGCUCAACGCCUGAUUGUCAGCGACGACUGUGGGUAUUGGUCGUUCGACGAGUCGGCGACGCUGGAGCAGCGGACCCUCGCAAUGCAGUACAAGGAUCUCAACGAUACGCUAGUGGCGGCAGAAUAUACGCGGCAAUGCUAUGAUCAGAAUACAAGCUUGAACAACAAACUUCGGUGUGGGAUGUAUACCACGCAAUCUAUCCCUUGGUCCUCGGGAGACACGGAUUGUCCCUUUGGUCCUUCAAUCUGCGCUGUGCCGCAGGCUUUCAAGAUGGACACCGGGCUGAUCGACUCGCAUUCCGACCUUGGAAUCAAUGCUCCGCAUGCUGGCCGAGUGGGUUUCCGCAAAGUCACUACCUGCUCGCCACUGACUGUAAAGGACGAGUUUGUUUCUGUCAUCACUUCGACUGGGACCGACGGCCUCGGUGUCGAAGGCGAUCGGAUCAGGAAAUACCAUUAUGGCGCGUACCUUGGCGCGGCCGUUGACACGAACACGACAUACCUGUAUAACCAGCAUGCCUUUAUCGAUGGAUUCGGCUAUGAAGUGAACUCCCUCCAAGUUCCCCUCGACACCACUAACUUCUUGCCCAUUCCUGAACUCAACCCAACGGACGCAGACCUCACCAUCAUCUUCCUCGCGGCUAACGCGAUCAAAUACAACCAUCCCACAUCCGACCCGUUCUUCAGUGCAAAUUUCUACGUCGACCUCGGCUCCUACAUGGGAACCAACCUCUCGUAUUUCUCCGCAGACGAAUACGUCUCCGCCAUGGCAUGUGCAGAUCAAUACCAAUACUGCAACGUCGAGGACAACACGCUAUGUACCCCUCUGACGGGAUACCAACAGGCCUGGACAGCCCUCGGCACCUCCAAGCUCAACCUCAACGACGUACAAUACACGAUCGCCUCCCGCAUUGCGCUCUCCUCCCGCUCGCUCUCGACCUUUCAUUCCAUCUCUGGCCGUGGCGCGUCCGCCCUUCGCGCACAGGAAACAAUCUACGACCGCGUCCAGCAGGUCCCACUGCCGGAUCACCAAUGGCAGAUCGAACUUGCGAACUGGUUCGAGAUCAGCCUGGCGAAGCUCCAGCACGCGGUCGUCGAAUAUGCAGCUCCUAGUGUCAAGACAGAGGACAUGCCUGUCGGAGCGUACCUGCAGAGUCCCGUUGACAUUGUGUCAAAGGCCAUGUGCUCCAGCCAGAAAGUCGCCUUCACAGGCUCGACCAUCAGCUUCAGCGUGCUCGGCGUGGCGAUCAUCCUGGCCGUAGGCGGGGCUAUCGUUCUGCUGCAUCUCGUAUUGGAGCCCCUCGUGGGCUGGAUGCAGCGCCGGUUCCGGUGGGGCGAGUUCCGUCGCGCCCGGUGGAUCAUGGACGACAAGUUCCAAGUCCAGCGUAUGGCGUUCGAGGAGGCGGCAAUGGGCGGCGAGUGGACGAAUCUGGACGGCGGCGUCCCCGUCACGGCGCAGGGAGAUGUCGUCUUCGGCGGCUUGGGCGGCGUGGACCUCGCGGCUCCGCGGCUGGGGAAGGAAUGGGCAGACAAGAAGGACGAGGACGUCGCGAGUGAAGUCGCUACGCCGCCUGAUUUUGAGGAAUCGUCGACGGCUGACAUGGUGCAUGCCGCCGAAGGGUGUCCGGACCAGUCGACUCUGCGGUCUCAGUAUCAAGCGUAUCGGAAGCCGAUGUACCAGGCAUUGCCGGGGCAGGAGAGCUCGUUGGCGAGAUGA
This is a messenger RNA of Cladophialophora yegresii CBS 114405, 2139 nucleotides long. RefSeq lists its product as uncharacterized. The record is from RefSeq and is a predicted model, not a curated record. Bases 1 to 2139 code for a protein of 712 amino acids. Lineage: Eukaryota; Fungi; Ascomycota; Eurotiomycetes; Chaetothyriales; Herpotrichiellaceae. The transcript has 2 exons.